UUUAUCAACAAAACCUCCAAAUCCCAAUUUACCAACACAAAGUUUUCCUCUCAACUCCUCUUCUUCUCUCAACUCAUUUCUCCAUUGCUUCUUCUUCGUCACCAAUCAACUCAAUUCCCCAUCUUUGAAACCUUUCAUCAGUCUUCAUUUUUCCAGCUCCCAAUGAAAUCCUUUUCUUAUGCACCGCAUUUCCCCUUCUGGGUACUUCAUUUUUGAAUGCCUUCAUUUAUGUCGGCCAUAGUUGCAGAGUAACAGAAACCCAGUUGGAACUCGAAGAACAAAAACAUCAACAGGGCGAUGUCGUGUUUACUUCCCCAAUUCAAAUGCCAUCCUGAAACAUUCUCAACAUAUCCAAUUUAAGACCGCGGCUAACUAUUCUCACCCAACAUUCGUUUCUUCCCACUGCUAAUUCCAUUUACACAGAUAGGCCGUUGGGUCCUCUUACUGCCCAAUUCACUCGCGCCAUCGACAAAGAGCUACAGAUUCUGUGGAUAAAUUUCCAUCCAUGGCAAUGGCGGUUUCAUUUUCACCUCUACAUUUGAAGCCUUCAUUCCACUCUUCUUCUCGUUCUCAGUUUUCCUGUUCCCUCCGCCCUGCCGUCAUCCUUCCGGGUUUGGGGAACAACUCGGGUGAUUACGAUAAAUUGAGGCUUCUUUUGAAAGAGCGGUAUGGUGUUCACUCUGUGGUUGUUAAAGUGUCGAGAAUUGACUGGCUGAGAAAUGCUGCUGGAUUGCUUGAUCCUAAUUACUGGCGCGGUACUCUCCGUCCUCGCCCUGUUCUAGAUUGGUAUCUGAAGAAAACAGAUGAAGCAAUUCAAGAAGCCAAGGAGUUAGCUCAAGGUGGGACUUUAUCCUUAAUCGGGCACUCAGCAGGCGGAUGGCUUGCACGAGUCUACAUGGAAGAAUUUGGUAUAUCUCAAAUUUCCAUGUUGCUGACUCUUGGGACUCCUCACCUGCCGCCUCCAAAAGGUGUGCCAGGAGUGAUUGACCAGACGAGGGGGCUUCUGAAUUAUGUGGACAAAAAUUGCUCAAAAGCGGGUUACAAUCCUGAAUUGAAAUUUGUAUGUAUAGCAGGAAGAUACAUCCAAGGCGCUCGCUUGUUUGGUGACUCAGAUGCAAACACCAUUCUUGCAGCUGCUUCUAUCUCCAGCAACCAACCAACUCCAGAACUAGCCAUCACAAACGACAGUAGUAACUCAACUGACUUAAUGGCGACGUCACUACGCUCUCGCUUUGUCGGGCAAGGAUACAAGCAGGUGUGUGGGGAGAGUGAGGUAUGGGGAGAUGGGGUGGUUCCAGAAGUGUCAGCUCAUUUGGAGGGAGCUAUCAACAUUAGCUUCGAUGGAGUCUAUCAUUCCCCUGUUGGAUCUGAUGAUGAAUUGAGACCCUGGUAUGGUUCCCCUGCUAUUCUUGAUCAAUGGGUUUAUCAUCUUCUCCAUUAAAUCUUGUUACCCUCAUAGUCACUCUCAAAUUAGUAAUAUUUAAUUUUUUUUUUAAUUCCUUUCAUCCAUGCUAAAUUGCCAUGUACGUUUUUGGCUACUAAGCUUGAAAGCUAACUCAACUAUAUAUGGUAAUUAUAAUAAUAAUAACAUCUAAGAGAGUGUGUUCUUUCUAGCA
Cucumis melo (muskmelon) is the source of this 1616-nucleotide messenger RNA. RefSeq lists its product as uncharacterized. Gene Ontology annotation, molecular function: hydrolase activity, acting on ester bonds. Gene Ontology annotation, cellular component: chloroplast. The coding region runs from base 506 to 1441 and encodes 311 amino acids. The transcript has 8 exons. Lineage: Eukaryota; Viridiplantae; Streptophyta; Magnoliopsida; Cucurbitales; Cucurbitaceae. The record is from RefSeq and is a predicted model, not a curated record.